Molecule: messenger RNA, 939 nt
Organism: Saccharomycodes ludwigii
Lineage: Eukaryota; Fungi; Ascomycota; Saccharomycetes; Saccharomycodales; Saccharomycodaceae
Gene: SLD5
Product: DNA replication protein SLD5
Exons: 1
Coding region: 1-939 (312 amino acids)
Biological process (GO): DNA-templated DNA replication; double-strand break repair via break-induced replication
Cellular component (GO): GINS complex
Source: RefSeq, a predicted model, not a curated record
AUGGACAUCGAUGAUAUUUUAGCGGAUUUAGAUGAUACUACAAAUAUUCCAACUUCUUCGUCAUUUAAUACGUCAGUAUUCAGCAUAAAUAACAAUAAUAAUGAUAGUUCAAUUACAGAAGAGAAUUCAAUAUUAACAGAAGAUGAUACAUUAAUAGGACACCAUAAUAACAACACUCAUAAAACUGAUAACAAUACUACAAUCACGUUUCAUCCUGAAAAAGAUUACCAAGAAUUAAUAACCACAUGGAGAAAUGAACGUAUGGCACCGGAAAUACUACACUAUCCAGAUAAUCUAAUUAAAAGAAUCUUAUACUAUGUUGAACAGCAAAUCGAAUACAUUGAAUAUUUAUCUUUAGGAUUUGACAACGAUAGCACAAGCACAGAUAAUAAUGCUAACAGAAAUGUAAAUACGAUGUAUAAAGAUAAAAAAUUAUCACUUUUGUGUAUGGAAGCUGAACUAGAACGAGUAAAAUUUGUCAUUAGAAGCUAUAUUCGUUGUAGAUUAAGUAAAAUUGAUAGGUUUGCAAUAUAUCUACAUCAGUUGAUAAAUCUAGAUGAUAUCGGUAACGAUGAAUUAAGCAAAAGCGGAUUGGUUAGUAGAACGGAAUAUAUGUACUUAGUUAAGCAUUCUGAAUUGCUUUUAAAUCAUUUGCACAAUACGGUUUUAAAGCAUAUGCAUGAAAAUCUGCAAGCUAUUGAUGAUAACAAUGGUAGUAUAGAUAUGGUUACUAAGCCACAAUUGGAUAACUUUGUUUUCAUUUUUGUAAGAGGAAGAAAUCAAAAUACUAAUGAUAAUAAUAAUAAGAAGGAUAAGAAGGAGACCUAUGUAGUGCAUAUAGAUGAUGAAGAGAUUGAUUUGGUUACUGGUGGUAUUUAUAUUAUAAGGUAUAAUGUUAUUAAGAAAUAUUUGGAAGAGGGUUUGGUAGUACUUUUAUGA